This is a messenger RNA of Bacillus rossius redtenbacheri, 1735 nucleotides long. RefSeq names its product lactoylglutathione lyase (gene Glo1). Gene Ontology annotation, molecular function: lactoylglutathione lyase activity; metal ion binding. The transcript is spliced from 6 exons. Lineage: Eukaryota; Metazoa; Arthropoda; Insecta; Phasmatodea; Bacillidae. The coding region runs from base 1062 to 1604 and encodes 180 amino acids. The record is from RefSeq and is a predicted model, not a curated record.
CAAAAAAAUGAAAACAAGUUUUCUCUUAAGUGAUUCUUGCUUUUCUCGGGGGAAUUUUAUGAAAUUAUCCUUUUUGUGUUGGCCGCAAUGGUUUGUUGUGUUUACGUUUACGUGAAUAAUCGUGUAAAAUUACGUCAAGGACAAACGUAGAGAGUGAUAUAUAACUUAAUCAUUAUUGUAAUGUAAUUUAGUACGUAAAUAGUGAAUAUACAUACAUUUUAAGAAAUCUUUGAAAAGGAGUUUCUACUACUGGCUGUGUCUGUACGCUUCGUUUAGAUUAUUACGACUUUUAGAAUUUGUUUAUUUUAUAAUUUCAAUCUACACUUUCAAUUGGGUUAAUAUCCUCUCCCAUUUAUUUUAGCUUUCUCCUAAGGUCCUUCACACGUUGCGUUUCCAAUACCUUCAAGCCCAUUCCACUCUGGCCUUGCCCUCCUUUUUCUGUUUGCCUCCAGUCUCUGUGUACCUUCCACUCGCGGUCUUUCCUCCUUCUGUGCAACCUAUAUCCCAGCUUCACCCAUUGAUUACCAACAGCCUCUACCUGCUUCCUCCUCUGUAGUGUUUCCCACACCAGCUCCUUGAUCAUCACUGACUAUUACCCUGCACUGUGCCUCCAUCAUGGGCCUGGCCAGUGUGCAGUACACUGUUCCCUUCAGUCCCAGCCCUGCUUCCCCUUCUGUGCCACCAGCUGUACCUGCUCCCAUCGCGGGUUGUUCUGCAGGGUUGCCCGAGGUCUUGUAAUAGUCUGCCUCCCUUAUAUCCUGCCCCUACAGCAGUAAACUGCCUUUAACACAUAAACCUAACCAUCUACAUCUUGUUUAUGUUGUGGUGCACAUAAAUUCAGGCAGGCAAAGAAAAUAAUCUUACCUUCAAAUUUUUUAGAUUUUUUUUUUAAUUUGACAUACAUCUUAACUUAGUUCAAAGAAAAUGAGAAACCUGUAUUUUUUUUGGGUUCGAAAAAAUUAUUUGUUGGAGAUAUAGGAUGCCAAAGAUAGGGCCUCUAGCAUCUUUUGUGAAUUUUGGCAAGAUUCUAAAACACUUUGGCUCUGGAAAAAGCCGCAAGGAUGAGUGACCAGCUAGGACUCUCGGGCGUGCAGGUGAAGGAGAUAUGCAAGGAGCCCGACCCGGCCACUAAGGAGUACAUCUUCCAGCAGACCAUGUACCGCAUCAAGGACCCGCGGCGCUCACUGCCGUUCUACACGGGCGUGCUAGGCAUGCGCCUGUUGCAGAAGCUAGACUUCCCCGACAUGAAGUUCUCGCUCUACUUCCUGGGCUACGAGAGAGCAGACGACGUGCCGGCUGACCCGCGAGAGCUGGCCGAGUGGACCUUCUCUCGCAAGGCUACGCUGGAGCUCACGCACAACUGGGGGACGGAGAGCGACCCCGACUCACAUUACCACAACGGCAACUCUGAGCCUCGAGGAUUUGGACACAUCGGCAUCAUGGUCCCGGAUGUAGACGCUGCCUGCGACAGGUUUCAGCAGCUCAACGUGGAGUUUGUGAAGAAGCCAAGUGAAGGCAAGAUGAAGGGGCUGGCGUUCAUAAAGGACCCGGAUGGCUACUGGAUAGAAAUUCUGAACAACAAGACGAUGGCAGCUGGGCCGUGACCCCACCACGUGUGUUCUCCGGACAGCAGUGUGUUGUAACGCCUCACAGCACACAAAGGGGUGUAUUUUUUUCAUUCAGUAAAAUGUUAUCAGUGUUUGUUCUGUAUCACAAUGAAGUAUUGUCUUAUAAA